GGCCGGCGCGCCGUCCGCCCGCCGCCAGUCCGCCGCGUCGCCCGGUAGGUGGAGGUCGCGUCUGUGGCGACCGUCGCGCCGUGCAGCUCGUGCCGCCGUGUCGGUCAGUUUGUCGGUGGAGACUGUGAGGUGUGAGACGCUCUGACGGCAGGGAAUACCAGUGAGUCUGCCGGAACUGUCGCAGAGACCCGAUACAGAUCUCUGGCGGGACGCGCGCGUGCGCACGAGACGCCCGGCUCUGGUGGGGACCAGGUGUGGAGCGCCGCUGCCGGCCCAAAGGCAUGCCAGGCCGCCAGUGAGCGCCGCCGGCCCGACCGAGCCGCUUCAGUGACCGGCAGUGACCCGCAGUGACGGGCAGUGACCCGCAGUGGCCCACAUUAGGUCAGACAGUGACCUCCAGUGACCCGCAGUGACCGCGCCAGGCGGGCGCCGAACGGCAGCGAGUGCCGAGUGACGAGUGCGUCGGUUGUGAUUUCACGUGCGCGUACGGUGACACUGAGUGAUUCGAUAACUGCGUGAUUCGCGCCGGCAUCAUGUCGGUCAACAACGUGAUCGACCCCAGUGACCUAUUCCGAGAGCUGAGCGGCGGCGGCGGCGGCGAGGGCGUUUCGCCAGCCGAGGUAAACCGGCUGGCCGACCAGCUCACCGCCACCACCGACAACAUCCGCACCUUGAUCAGCCGGCAGCAGGCGCAGCGCGCGCAGGCCGCCCGGCAGCUGGACACGCCGCCGCCCUCCAGCUCCGCCGGUGACGAGCUGGAGGACAUCGCCAAACAGAUCGCCGACCACGCCGAGACGCUCUACCAGACGUGGAAGGCACGUGGCCUGGCGCCGGCUGAUGUGCUAAAGUCGCACAACACCACCUCGCUGAAUAGUGAGGCGGCGCAGACUCUGUCUCGGCACCUGCGUGAGGGCGGCUCGCGCGCCUCGACCCCUUCCUGCCGCACCCCGACCCCGUCUCCGGCCGGCCGCGCCGCCGCUGCGCCCUCCUCUCAGCCUUCCCCCUCUAGUCCGCAGCCCCUGGAGCACACGAUACCGAUCCGGCUGGAGAGAGGCGGUGCUCAGCCGCGGGUCAACGGAGCCGAAUCGCCGACCGCAGAGAGACGUCAGCCGCCGGCGGACCGCUGGAAGCCUCAGCAGCAGCAGCAGCAGCAACAACAGCAACAGCCCCAGCAGCAGCAAUAUCAGUCACAGCAGCAUCAACAGCAACAACAGCAGCAGUUUAUCAGCCAGCAGCAAACCAAUCAGCAGCAUGUGCAGAAACCGGCACCUCAGCAGCAGCAGCAGCCGCAGCCGCAGCCGCACAGUCCCAAUGCUGUCCAGCACCAGCAGCAGCACUCUCCGCCGCUGUCUCAGCAGCAGCAGCAGGCGGCUGGCCAGGCGCGGCGAGAGCCCACCGCUCACGGCCGCACCGCGCCGCCUCCGGACCGCUGGAAGCCGCAGCAGCCGCAGCCGCAGCGGGGCGCUAUCUCACCGGCUGACCUACUGGCAUCGCCGGACAGCGACCGAUCGCUCGAGGAGCUCGUCAAAAACUUUGUGCAGGAGGACAAGGCGCGCCGCGGCGGUCCGAGCUCUCCCAGCUCCCCGCCGGCCGGUUAUCAGACGCUACCGGCCCGGCCGGGCGAGCAGCGCGCCUACCGCGGCGCCAAGACCGCUCCGAACCUGCUCAACUCGCGGCUCCAGGUCAGCACCAACGGCGAGCGGCGGGUCUUGGAGGCAGGCGACGAGCCGGACAGCAGCACCGCCACCUGGCCGCUGAAGGCCCGCGCCCGGCCGGCCGACCAGCCGCGCACAGCUCUGCCCGAGCAGACCGCCGGCCCGGCCGCCUCCUCAGCGGCGGCGGCGGCGGCCGAGGCGGAGCGGGCGGCGGACGCGGCGCUGGCCGAGGUCCGCCAGCAGGAGGAGCAGCUGCGCUCGGCCCUGCAGAGCGGCUCCCUGAUCGCGCCGCGCCGCGACCUCAGUCCGCGCCCCGACGGACUGGCCAUGUCCACGGUCGACUACGCCAAGCUGCGCUUCCAGGACCCGCAGCAGCGCUCGCGCGCCGCUCAGCGCCUGGAGGACUCGCGCUCGAUGGCGCGCGGCGCCGGCGCCACCGGCGCGCAGGUCACCGAGGCGCGCUCGCGCUACGACAACGGUCAGAUCAACAUCAGCGACUCGCAGUGGCGCGCCGAGUGGCUGCCGGGCCGGUACGCCGUCGACCCGGACUCGGGCGUGCUGCUGCCGCCAGAGUCGUGGCGCAGGAAGCGUGCCCUGCAGAAGGCCGCGGCGGCCGCCGGUGACGCGCCACGUACCGUGUCGCCGCUGCCGCACCCGCAGCUCACCGAGGAGCAGAAGGCGCACAUCCGCGAGCGCACUCUCUCGCCGACGCCGUACAACGCGGCCGGCGUGGCGAUCCGUCCGUUCCUGACGCAGGGCUCUGUGGCCGAGCGGGUCUCCAUCUUCGAGAAGUGUCCGGCCGAGCUGCGGCAGCGCGGCGCCAGCACCGAGCUGCAGGACAAGAUGCGCCAGCCGGCCAUCGCCGCCUGGCGCGCCCAGAACGAGGUCAAGGACAAGGCUCAGACCUAUGGCCGGGAGCGGGACGGCAGGAGCAGCACAGAGUCGCCGCCCGCCUCGUCACCAAAGUCGCCCCCGCGCCGGACGGCCAACGCCCGGCCCGCCAACAAGAGCGCGCUCAUACCCAAGUUCCACUUUCCGUACGGCCGCCCGGAGAGCCGUGACAAGGUGGAGGCUCAGCUGCAGCGGAUUCAGCAGGCGUUCAACUCGUACCCCGGCGGCCAGGUGCCCAAGGACAAAUUCGCCGCCAUCGCAAAGGCCUGUGAGCUGCCGCUCUACUGGAAGGUGCCGCUGUUCCUGGCCGCCGGCGGCGAGAAGACGGGACACGUCACCGCCGCCGCCUUCCUCGACUUCUGGAAGAGACUGCUGGCCACGUCUCACGACCAGGCGUCUCGGUUCGUGCGCGUGCUGACUGCCGGUCAGCGCACCCACCUGGUGCCCGAGGACCUGGUGCCGCUGGUGCAGGACGUGGUCGAGACGCACCCGGGCCUCAACUUCCUCAAAGAGGCCAUCGAGUUUCACAGCCGAUACGUGCACACGGUGAUAGCGCGUAUUUUCUACUGCGUCAAUCGGUCGUGGAGCGGCCGGAUCACAGUGGCCGAGCUGCGCCGCUCCAACCUGCUCAAAACCAUCCAGCUGCUCGAACAGGAGGAGGACAUUAACCAGAUCACCGACUAUUUCUCCUACGAGCAUUUCUACGUGAUCUACUGCAAGUUCUGGGAGCUGGACAAAGAUCACGAUCUUCUGAUCGACAAAUCGGACGUGGCUCGUCACAAUGAUCAUGCCGUCUCGUCCCGCAUCAUCGACCGCAUCUUCAGCGGCGCGGUGACGCGCGGCAGUGCCCGGAAGCAGGAGAAGAUGACCUACAUGGAGUUUGUGUGGUUCCUGCUCUCCGAGGAGGACAAGAAACACCCGACCGCCAUCGAAUACUGGUUCAGGUGUAUGGACCUGGACGGUGACGGCUACCUGUCGAUGUACGAGCUGGAGUACUUUUACGAGGAGCAGCUGCAGCGGAUGGAGGCGCUCGGUAUCGAGGCGCUGCCCUUCGAGGACUGUCUCUGCUGGAUGCUGGACAUGGUGCAGCCGGAGACGCCGGGCAAGAUCGCGCUGAGCGACCUCAAACAGUGCCAGAUGAGCAACAUCUUCUUCGACACGUUCUUCAACCUGGAGAAGUACCUGGAGCACGACCAGCGAGACCCGUUCGCUCUGCAGCGGGACGGAGAGCCGGGACAGACGAUGUCGGACUGGGACCGGUUCGCUGCCGAGGAGUACGAGCUGCUGGUGGCGGAGGAGGGCGCCGCCGAACAGGAUCCCGAAUUCCUGUACGAGGACGACCCGGAGCCGGGUACGGAGCCGCUGGAGCGUCUCUCUAUCUCGGAGCCGGGCCGGCCGCAGCAGCCCGCCCGGCCGCCGCCCGACGCAGACGACGACUACGCCGAGACGGACGCCGACUACACGUACAUCUCCGACUCGGCCGGCUCGCCCGUCUACGGCCAGGCUAAGGUGGUGUAACGGCCGGCGGCGACCAGCUCAACACUCGGCAGCUGCCCCCCGGCGGGGCGACAGACACUUACAGUGGCGGACGGAUGCGAUGCCAUACAACUAUUUAUGUAGACUAGAGUGAGGUGUGAGUGAGAGGCGAGUGGGCGCAGGACGCCGUGUGUGAUUCAGUAGAAGCGUGCCCGCGAGAUGGAUCAACUGACCGGAGCGAGUGCGCGCGACAGAUCAAUUGCGGCGUAAAGUGAGUGUGUGAGUGUAAGUGUGAGUUCUCUGGUGAGUUUGGCCACUGAGUUGUACUCGAUAGCCAUCGAGUUGAGCUCGAUACCCGACAUCGAGCUAGUCAGCUGCGUGUGCGCCAAUCAAUUUGCGCGCAGGUGGAUUAUUUGUGUUUGAAGUGUAUUUCGUGAUCAAUUCCAAUGAACUGACGAGCUGCAUUCAUCUGUGUACAUAGCUCAUGUACAUAUUGUCAUCCGUUUGUGGUGAGAUUGCCAAAUAUUGUAGUUUGAUACCUAACAACCACAUGCUUUCGAUGAUUAAAUCUCUAAUAUGG
Molecule: messenger RNA, 4602 nt
Organism: Amphibalanus amphitrite
Lineage: Eukaryota; Metazoa; Arthropoda; Thecostraca; Balanomorpha; Balanidae
Product: chromatin modification-related protein eaf-1-like
Exons: 13
Coding region: 534-4064 (1176 amino acids)
Biological process (GO): protein dephosphorylation
Cellular component (GO): protein phosphatase type 2A complex
Molecular function (GO): calcium ion binding; protein phosphatase regulator activity
Source: RefSeq, a predicted model, not a curated record